Beta vulgaris subsp. vulgaris (sugar beet) is the source of this 2131-nucleotide messenger RNA. RefSeq lists its product as uncharacterized. The record is from RefSeq and is a predicted model, not a curated record. The transcript has 5 exons. Gene Ontology annotation, cellular component: Golgi apparatus; membrane. Lineage: Eukaryota; Viridiplantae; Streptophyta; Magnoliopsida; Caryophyllales; Amaranthaceae. Bases 149 to 1660 code for a protein of 503 amino acids. Gene Ontology annotation, biological process: transport.
AAUCUUAACAGUCUACACUAGUCGGCUAGUCCUACUACUCAACUGUGUACUGUACUGUCAUAGCUAAUAGCUUCCAACUUUCACACUCUUUCUUUCACAGAUCCACAAACACACACCUUCUACUAUUUUCUCUCUCCUCUCAACGACGAUGAAGGUGAUGAAGUUCAUCGCAGCUUCAUCAUUGUUAAUGGCGCUAAUUCUAUGCUCCAUUUUCAACAUUGAAGCGUCGGUGCACGAGUAUAAAAGCCAGAAAUUCGUAGCUAAAGGAAAUUCCUUCGUCGUUCAUGGCGGAAGUGAAGGAAUCUUCGCUCCUUCUAAUGAUUCUCCCGGCGAUUCCUUUAUUCGAUUUGAGAAGAUUACACUUCGAAGGCCCAAGUUGUCCUCUAACUUUAGCUCAAGGGUCCAUGCCAUACUUUUUGAGGUAGAUGACAGAGAAACAAUCGGUGGUUCUGCAUAUGGAGGCCAGAGAGCUGUUUGCUGCACCCCAGAUCUCGCAAAACUUGGUGUCUGCAAACAGGGAGAUAUUAUUUACCGACAAUCCACCAAAAAUCCUGACUGGCCACAAGUCUACGGUGUCUCAUUUCAGGUUGAUGAAUUGGAAGCAACUUUCUCAUCUAGAUCAAUCCGGAUUACAAAAACUGGGAUGUACAACUUAUAUUUUAUUCAUUGUGAUCCAAAUCUUAAAGAUGUGGUUGUAGAGGGAAAAACCAUUUGGAAAGACCCUACUGGUUAUUUACCUGGUAGAAUGGCUCCAUUUAUGAAAUUCUAUGGGUACAUGUCCCUUGCAUUUGUGGUUCUUGGGAUCUAUUGGUUCAGUCAAUAUUCAAGAUUUUGGAAAGAAGUUAUUCCCUUGCAGAACGGCAUAACACUUGUUAUAACAUUGGGCAUGUUUGAGAUGGCCUUCUGGUACUUUGACUAUGCGGAGUUCAACAAAACUGGAGUAAGGCCAGUUGGCAUUACUGUAUGGGCAGUAACCUUUGGUAUAAUCAAACGUACUGUUUCAAGAUUAAUUAUUCUGAUGGUUUCUAUGGGCUACGGAGUUGUAAGACCUACUCUUGGUGGUAUCACGUCCAAAGUUAUUAUGCUUGGAGGAACCUUCUUUCUUGCAUCGGAGGUCCUUGAAUUGGUGGAAAAUGUUGGUACCAUCAGUGAUCUUUCUGGGAAAGCUAGACUGUUUAUGGUUCUGCCAGUGGCAUUGUUGGAUGCUUUCUUCAUUUUAUGGACAUUCAACUCGCUUUCUGCUACUUUAAAUAAGCUCCAGGCUCGUCGGAUGAAUGCUAAAUUGGAUAUCUACCGGAAGUUCACUAAUGCAUUGGUAGUGGCUGUUGUUGUGUCAGCGGGUUGGAUAUUCUACGAGUUAUAUAUUGAGGCAAAUGACAUAUACAAUGAGAAUUGGCAAAAUGCGUGGAUCAUUCCGGCAUUCUGGCAGGCUCUUUCGUUCUCUUUACUAUCCGUAAUCUGCAUCCUCUGGGCGCCAUCCCAAAACUCAACAAGGUAUGCUUACUCAGGAGAUGAAGAUUUUGAUAGAGAUGACACACUAACACUCAUAAAGCCAGCCCCAAUCCCCUCAAGUGAUAUCCGAAUCCCCUCUGAGCCCCGUCCAUUGAAAGGUAGCAUUGAGCUAUCUAACGAUGACUCAGAAGAAGAGAAGACUGCCUAAACCUUGUACUCUCGUAAAAGUUUCAUCGCGAAAAGUUCAUAUCCUGCAUCUGGCCUUUCAAAGAUACCAUUGACCUAGUGAUGCUUUUAUGCCUUCUAAACAAAUGAUUUACACAGAAGAGGUCAUCAAAGCUUCAGAGUUGCAUGGGAGCAAAACAUCCUCUGUUUGGGUUAUUCUGUUAUAAUAGUAGUUAUUCGUUCCACUUUGAAAAUGAUAGAAGGGAUCAACCCUAGCAUUUCCUUAGUCUGUAGUUACUAGUUAUAGUGUUUUGUUCUUAUUAUGCAUAUAGAUUUUGUGCCCAUUCUUGUUUUUUUCUUCUUUCUCCAUUUUUCAUAACUCGUUAAUUGAUUGUCUUUUAAGUUGUUCAUAACCAAGUACAUUUUGUUAGGUAAAGGCACUUUUGCUGGAAACAUGCUCAAUUGAUACGUGUUUGUGAGUUGUCACGUACUCACAUUCACAUAAAUGUGUCUA